Messenger RNA from Dromiciops gliroides (monito del monte), 1823 nucleotides. It is a transcript of the gene AAMP, whose product is annotated as angio associated migratory cell protein. Gene Ontology annotation, cellular component: cytosol. The record is from RefSeq and is a predicted model, not a curated record. Gene Ontology annotation, molecular function: protein binding. NCBI's taxonomy places the organism in Eukaryota, Metazoa, Chordata, Mammalia, Microbiotheria, Microbiotheriidae. The transcript is spliced from 11 exons. The coding region runs from base 114 to 1424 and encodes 436 amino acids.
GUUGAAGCACCGCCCCCUGCCCCAUCUCGGCCGGGCCGUGGUAAGUGGUGUCGCGCGGCCGUGGCUCCGGAGGCGGCUGGGCCCCGGUAGCUGGACCGGCUUUGCUGAGUCUCAUGGAGCCCGAUCCCGGGCCCGGGCCCGAGGACGGGGCUGCCUCCCCGGAAGCCCUGCACUUCCAUGGCGACGAAGAGAUCAUCGAGGUGGUGGAGCUGGGUCCGGGCCCGCCCGACCCCGAUGACCUGGCCCAGGAGAUGGACGGAGUGGACUUUGAGGAAGAGGAGGAGCUAGAAGGAGUGGGGGCCGACGAGGCCUGGGGGGAUGAGGUGGACGAGGGAGUGGACGGUGGCAUGGAGAGCCCUGAUGACAGCGAGGUCACCUUUGCCCAUCACUCAGCCUCGGUGUUCUGUGUGAGCCUGGACCCCAAGACCAACACCCUGGCGGUGACCGGGGGCGAGGACGACAAGGCCUUCGUGUGGCGGCUCAGUGAUGGGGAGCUGCUCCUGGAGUGUCCCGGCCAUAAGGACUCUGUAACCUGUGCGGGUUUCAGCCAUGACUCUGCCCUGGUGGCCACUGGGGACAUGAGUGGCCUUCUUAAAGUGUGGCAGGUGGACACCAAGGAAGAGGUUUGGUCCUUUGAAGUGGGGGACCUGGAGUGGAUGGAGUGGCACCCUCGGGCACCUGUCCUCCUGGCAGGCACAGCUGAUGGCAACACCUGGAUGUGGAAGGUCCCUAGUGGUGACUGCAAGACCUUCCAGGGGCCCAAUUGUCCAGCCACCUGUGGCCGAGUCCUCCCUGAUGGAAGGAAAGCGGUGGUGGGUUAUGAAGAUGGUACUGUCCGGAUCUGGGACCUGAAGCAGGGAAGCCCCAUCCACGUGCUCAAAGGGGCCGAAGGUCACCAGGGCCCACUGACGUGUGUGGCCACCAACCUGGAUGGGAGCCUCAUUCUCACCGGUUCUGUGGACUGUCAGGCCAAGCUGGUCAAUGCAGCCACUGGCAAGGUGGUGGGUGUUUUCAGACCAGAGACUGUGGGUCCUCAGCCUAACCCUGGGGAGGAUGAAGAAAGCGAAUCCAAUUCAGUGGAGUCCUUGGGCUUUUGCAAUGUGAUGCCACUGGCCGCUGUUGGCUACCUCGAUGGGACCUUGGCCAUCUAUGACCUGUCUACACAGAGCCUGAGACACCGGUGCCAGCACCAGUCAGGCAUCGUGCAGCUGCUGUGGGAGGAGGGGGCGGCAGUGGUGUAUACCUGCAGCCUGGAUGGCGCCGUCCGGCUCUGGGACGCUAGGACAGGACGCUUGCUCAGUGACUACCGGGGCCACACGGCUGAGAUCCUUGACUUUGCUCUCAGCAAAGACGCCUCCUUAGUGGUGACCACUUCUGGAGACCACAAAGCCAAAGUGUUCUGUGUCCAGAGACCUGACCGUUAGCGGAGACUCCUGUCCCUGGCUCUGGGCACUUGGUUCAUAGGGAGAAGGGGAGAUGGAGGGGGGCUGGCUCCCCCCACCAGGGGCUGCCGGGGAGGCUGACUUCAUCUCCUAGAUGCUGCCAUCUUCCACCUUUCUCCACUUAGACACUGCCCCCCUCCCUCCUGUUGACCUUUCAGAGGGAAAUUCAGUUCUGCUGUUGUCACCUUCCACUUGUGUUCCUUGGGGCUCUGAUUCAGCCGGGGGUUGUGGGAGAUGAGGAGCAGGUCAUUAGAAGCUCUUUCCUUCUCUCCCCCCUCCCCCAAGACUCUCUAGGAUCUUGGCUAUGGGUGUGGGGUGUGAAGGGAAAGGGGUUAUGAUUACAGAGGUUUUAAAAAGUGUAAAUAAAAUAUGAUUCCCAGA